Ustilaginoidea virens is the source of this 2040-nucleotide messenger RNA. RefSeq lists its product as uncharacterized. Gene Ontology annotation, biological process: ubiquitin-dependent protein catabolic process; mRNA processing; protein ubiquitination. The record is from RefSeq and is a predicted model, not a curated record. The transcript has 3 exons. Gene Ontology annotation, molecular function: nucleic acid binding; zinc ion binding; ubiquitin protein ligase activity. Lineage: Eukaryota; Fungi; Ascomycota; Sordariomycetes; Hypocreales; Clavicipitaceae. Gene Ontology annotation, cellular component: nucleus. Bases 1 to 2040 code for a protein of 679 amino acids.
AUGGCAUCAUCAGUGUUUUUCAAGUUCAAGUCUCAGAAGGAACCUACGCGAGUGGAAUUUGAUGGGACUGGUAUAUCUGUCUUUGAGUUGAAGCGUGAGAUUAUUAUCAAGAGUGGCCUGGGCGACGGCACAGAUUUCGAUCUUUUCAUAUAUACAGAUGACAACAGCGAAGAAUACAACGAUGAUACUACCAUCAUUCCCAGGUCGACUACUGUCAUUGCGCGGCGACAGCCCGCCCUCAAACCUGGAGCUGGCCGAGCCGCGAGAUACGUGUCCGGCAAAAUGCCCGUCUCGGCCAAAAAUGCCGGUAGAAAGGAACAGUCAUCCAAGGCAUCUUCGUCCAAGCCAAGCGCCACUGCUAUAAACGAAAUGAACAAUGCAAUGACGGAAGAAGACAGGAUGGCGGCCAUGUUUGCUGCCCAGACAGAGCAGUGGUCAGCUCAACAAGAAGAGAUGUCGCAUCAAGCUUUUGUGUUCAAACCCGGCGCAAAAAGACCGGCAAACGUGCCCGACCACGAUCCUCCCACCGGAUACAUCUGCUACCGAUGUGGCAACAAGGGCCAUUGGAUUCAGCUUUGCCCAACAAACGACGACCCUGAUUUUGACAACAGACCCCGCGUGAAAAGGACGACGGGGAUUCCGCGCUCAUUCCUUCAGAAAAUUGAUAAGUCUGUUGUUCUGGCCCAGACAGAUGGUGACGAUUCUAAAAGGCCAUCUGGCAUCAUGGUCAAUGCUGAAGGAGAUUUUGUCAUUGCGGAGCCAGACAAGGCGUCGUGGGAGCAAUAUCAGGCAAAAGCCAAAUCAUCGUCUACAACCAAUCGAGAGGCGCAGGCUGAAGAUAAAGAGGUGCAAGAGAGAGGUCUGCAAUGUCCAAUUGACAAGAAGAUGUUGAUAGAACCAAUGAAGACGCCGUGCUGUAAGAAGACGUUUUGUAAUGAUUGCAUAACCAAUGCUCUCAUAGAAAGCGACUUCGUUUGCCCCGCUUGUCAGACGGAAGGUGUGUUGAUCGAUGACCUCCAACCGGACGACGACGUCUCCAAGUCAAUCCAGGAGUAUCUGAAGGAGAAGGAAACUGCCAAGUCGCCGCCGCCGCCGCCGCCGCCGUCAUCUCCCAAGGUUCAAGAUGGCGUCACCAACAGCGCUCUUGGUACUGCCAGCGCAGAAAACAAGAUCGAGGAGCAAGGCAAGCAAGAAGCCGCCGCCAAGGGCGUGGUCAAGGAAGGCGAUGGCGAGACGAGCCGAACUUCGUCGUCGCCUGAUUACGCCGCCGUCAAGUCGCCUCCGAAAGCGGCAGAUGGUGCAAGUCAUCCUGGCGGCCUCGAGGUCAAGCAGCCGGGCGGUUCGUCGCAAUUGCAAGAAGUCAGCUCCAAAAAGCGACCAGCGGACGAGCUCCUUGAGAACCCGAAAAUUCCCAAGGGCCCGAGAGCGAUGCAGAACCAGCAGCACGUGAGCCAGGAUAGCAUGAACCCCAUGAACAACAUGAUGAACGGCAUGCCCAGCAUGGGUAUGAAUGGCAUGAUGUUUAGCGGCAUGGGAAUGCCCAACAUGAGCAUGGGGAUGGGGAUGGGAAUGCCAAUGAUGGGUAUGCCGAUGAUGGGCGGCAUGCCCAGCUAUGGAAACAUGAAUGGCGGAUUUGGUGGCAUGGCUGGCAGUUGGGACAUGAAUGGAAUGGGUGGGAUGAAUGGGGUGAACGGCAUGAGCGUCAUGAACGGCAUGAACGGCAUGAACGGCAUGAACGGCAUGAACGGCAUGAGCCCCAUGAACGGCAUGAGCCCCAUGAAUGGCAUGAAUGGCAUGAACCCCAUGAACGGUAUGAAUGGCAUGGGCAGCAUGGGCAUGAAUGGCAUGCAAGGGAACAUGAGCAUGGCCAACAACAUGGGAACCUUUAACGGCGGAAUGAGCGGAUUUCAGAGCGGGCAGAGCUUUAUCCAGCAAACCCAUCAAGGCGAGGAAGACGCGUACUUUCGAAAACCCGUCAAUCCGCACCGCCAUCAGAACAAGCAACGACGCAUUCGGCCUAGCGAUUACCGCGAACUAUGA